AUGAAUAGAUUUUUUUAUUAUUUAAUUUUGAUUAUUAUUGCUCCUUUGUUGAGCGUCGUUGAAGCGAAUAUAGAAAAAGAAACACUGACGUCAACUUCUGAUGUCGUGCCGGUUAAUAUAAUUAAUGGAAUUGAGGAAUGGGCCAAGAAACACGCUUUAGUGACUCUCCGACCACCAUAUGCAAUACAACGCUAUGAAAUGAUAGUCCCUUUCCCGAAUGCAGAGAUAUCCUCGGUUUUGCAAUCUGGCGAUAAGGAACGAUGGUAUAUACUUGACGAAUUAGAUCAAAGACACACAUAUGAAGCUAGGAUCUCGUAUGCUGCAUCUUCACCAACAGAGUUUGUUAUGGAUAUAUUAGGGAUAGAAGAAACAGCAGCUAUCCUAAAAGAACGAGGCGUAUUGGAGGAACUGGCAGAUCAUAAAGACGCAAAAGUUAACACGACGAGGCGAGUUCUUCGUGUGAGAGCAAUCUAUGCUGGAGUAUCAAUAGUUCCGGGGCGAGAAUCACAGGCAAUAAAAUACAACAUUGUGCUUGAAACUUUAACAUAUGGCAUCCCAUAUGUAGCGAUUAAGUUGGUUAUCGUCCUUGUAGCUAUUAUCGGUGUCAGUCUAUUUUUGAUCGUCCCUAGUGUGUGGAAAGUACUACAAACCAUUCGAGAACUCGAAGAGGUUAAUCAGAAGCUUGAAUAA
Molecule: messenger RNA, 690 nt
Organism: Paraglomus occultum
Lineage: Eukaryota; Fungi; Glomeromycota; Glomeromycetes; Paraglomerales; Paraglomeraceae
Source: the annotation of a GenBank genome assembly